Molecule: messenger RNA, 1497 nt
Organism: Hibiscus syriacus
Lineage: Eukaryota; Viridiplantae; Streptophyta; Magnoliopsida; Malvales; Malvaceae
Exons: 3
Coding region: 537-1412 (291 amino acids)
Source: RefSeq, a predicted model, not a curated record
ACUUGUAUCGACUUCGGGAGAAAGAUGCUUUAACAAGCUGCUCUGCACUAUUAAAUCAUUGGUGUCGUCUGGUUCGGGGUGUGUCAAACAAGGCCUGCUUUCCCUAUUGUUCCUCAUGGAUCUCUUUUACUUGGGUUGAGUAUACUAGACCCAUAUCCUUCUCCGACGUCAAAAGUCUGCCAUUUCUCUUACCUUUCCUAAUUUUCCUUUUUCCCCGAUUCUCUUCUUCUCCUAUUCCUAUUUUACAAAUCCGUAACCCUCGCUUCACCCUAAUUGUCCUUUUCUUUCUCGCCUCAGCCAUGACACGAAAGGUCUCUCCUUAUUACACAUCGGAAAAAUCCCCCCUCUUUCUAUUUCUUUCAUGACUUCUUUUUUACUUGAAUUCAACUGAACCCUAACUCAACCAGCUAGACAAUUCAAAUUCCGAUGACCGUACGAUUAGGGAGGACUUGAGAGUUGAGACCAAGCGGCCAGGGAUUUUGCAACCGAAUGGAGGGACGUAGCUUCUCUAUACUUACUUGCUCCGGGAUACACUCAUGGAUUAUGAUGAUGAUUUCCAAAACCAAAAUCUUCACUUAGCUGGUGAAGGAAAUGAUAAAUUUCCUCCUGUUUUGCGUCCAUAUGAUCUCCCUAGAUUUGAUUUUGAUGACAAUCUUCGUGGGCAUUUAAGAUUUGAUAGUUUAGUUGAAACUGAGGUUUUUCUCAACAUUGAAAGUGGUGAAGAUAAUCAGUGGAUUGACGAAUUUUCACGUGGGAGUACUGGGAUUGCAUUUAGUUCAAGUGCAGCAGAACCUUGUUUGGUUUCUAGGCACAGCAAUGUCUGGUCUGAGGCAGCAUCCUCAGAAUCAGUUGAAAUGCUAUUAAAAUCCUUAGGGCAGGACAAAACUACACUUGCUCAAACUAUUAGUAAGGAUUCAGACGCCUGUGAUGAACUCCGUUGCAUAAUAAAGCAGAUGGACCCGAGUUUGAAUAAAAAAGAUAGUGACCUCUCUAAAGUAGAGGGUGACAUACAACCUGCUAUACAGACAGGUGAGAUUUCCGGAAAAUGUAUAGGAGACCAUCAGUUGGUUGAAGAUGCUUCUCAAACCCAUGAGAGAGAGCCAUCUGUUCACGAGGCAUUAGAAGAUCCAAAUAACAGAAAUUCUGGCAUACCUGUGACUGAGACAGAUGAGUCUAAAAAUGGUAAACAAACUGUUAUUAACGAAAACCGAGCGGAAGCUUCGGUUGAUCGGUCUUUGGAUAAUCAGGGACAGGAAGAUAAAUUUGCUUAUGGGUCAGAAGUUGAUACUGUAAUCCCUUCUGUGCAAAGCACAUGUACGAGUAGUGUUUUGAUAGAUGAUCAAGAUUCCACUCAUUUGAAAAAUGAUAUUGAUAAAAAAGUGGACAGUUUAGAGAGAGAAAAUGUAGUUUAAGUCCUGAACAUCACAUUAGUGGUAGGAACUUAAUUGAUGAUACAAGUGUUACCUCUCAUGUCGGGGUAUAUUCAGCUUUGGACAU